Coccinella septempunctata (seven-spotted ladybird) is the source of this 1643-nucleotide messenger RNA. It is a transcript of the gene eve, whose product is annotated as segmentation protein even-skipped. The record is from RefSeq and is a predicted model, not a curated record. Gene Ontology annotation, biological process: regulation of transcription by RNA polymerase II. Lineage: Eukaryota; Metazoa; Arthropoda; Insecta; Coleoptera; Coccinellidae. Bases 112 to 1002 code for a protein of 296 amino acids. The transcript is spliced from 3 exons. Gene Ontology annotation, molecular function: DNA-binding transcription factor activity, RNA polymerase II-specific; RNA polymerase II cis-regulatory region sequence-specific DNA binding. Gene Ontology annotation, cellular component: nucleus.
UUUCCGUCCGAAAAAGGAUCACUUCAAGUUGUAGCUCGUAAGAAUUUCGUACGCUGGUCGAAUCGAUUCAAGUUAAUGUGUGUUAAGUGAAAUAGUUCAGUGAGUUUGAAGAUGCACUCACGGGAUAUUUACAAUCAAGGUGAUCGUGGACAGAUCGUGGUGGAUGUAAUGUCGCCCUCUCACUAUAAUUUAGGAUCACACGGGCAGCCUAGCCCUCCACAGUCGCCGAACAGCACCCAGUAUUCAAAAGAAUGUUUAACGACGAUACACAACGAUAACAAGAUCAACAACAACUCGCCACUCAACAACAACGAUCCAAAUGUGAGACGUUACAGGACUGCCUUCACCAGGGAACAACUGGCGAGGCUUGAAAGAGAAUUCAGCAGAGAGAGUUACGUAUCCAGACCUAGAAGAUGCGAAUUAGCAUCUGAAUUAAACCUUCCAGAAAGCACGAUUAAGGUGUGGUUCCAAAACAGACGAAUGAAGGAUAAGAGGAAUAGGAUAGCGGCUUCUUGGCCUUAUGCCGCUCUGUGUACUGACCCCACGUUUGCUGCUACAAUCCUUCAAGCUGCCGCCAAUACUCUACCUCUACACUACAUGUCACCACCUCCAGUAUAUAGCCAGUACCAAAGGUACAACCCUUACUCCAUACGUCUUCAUCCAAGCGUACCCAUGCAGAGCCCCAACUACAACUUCCCACCAAGCCUAGGUUUGAGCCAGGGAGUUCCAAGCAUGCCUCAGAACGUUGCCGUACCUCCAGUACCACCAAAUUUCAACUUCAACCUAGGAUCAGAGUUCCCUUUGUUCCCUCUGAGGCCCCAGAGAGUUUCCCCCAACGUCUCACCUGUACAUUCAGAUCUCAGCUCAACGCCACCUUUACACGAUAGUCUCUUGAUGCCAGCCAAAAUUUCACCGACCCAAUCCACAUCGCCGGCCAUUGUUUCAUCUCAGACGACAUUCGAAAAACCGAAAUUGUUCCAACCCUACAAAUCUGAAGUUUAAUUUUUCUUUUUUUUUUUUUUAAUGUAAAUAUUAUGUUUAGCUCUUCAGUUCCGUGUAAAGUACAAUAAUAUUUCGGUAGUUUUCGGAGAGCAUCAGUCUAUAAUACGGGUAAUUGUUGAUGUGCGAAAAGCACAACGAAAUUGGCCUGUGUAUAAUAGAUAUAUUAUGUUGGACCAACCGGAAGUUUUAGAUGAUGUUCGAAUUCUAGUUGAACCUUCGAUAUCGCGACGUAUGUAUAUAAAUAUAUAUAUAGGAGUGUAAUUUAUUGAUACUGUGUAUUUUGAGAUCUCCUUGUACAAAUUUCAUCCUGUAUAUAUUGUAAAUCACAUGGAGUGGUAAUCCGAAAUAAUAUCAGAAAUGGACUGGUGGUGUAAGGAUCAUAACUUGAUACUAUGUCAGUUCGCCCUGCAAAAAUGAUUUUGGAUCGUCGUGUUAUAAAUAUUGAUAUAAAGUGUAAAAAUAGUUUGGCAUAUUGUAAAUAUACAAGAGAAACAUAUUAAAUUUAAAACAUAGUACAAAUUUCCUGUUUCAUGAUCCUUACACCACUAUUUCUGUUAUACCUAUUGUAAAUGUGGCGUUAUGUUGUGAUAAUUUUAUUACUCGUUUUUUUUUCUGUUUUCAAUAAAAGCAAUAGUACCUUA